AGGAAGAUGGUGGACUUGGCGACAACGGCGUGCUCUAAACUCCGUCCUAAACACUUUGAGAAAUACUUACCAUCUCAACCUGGUGUUAGAUACCUUUUACCUGGGGACAGACACAGAUAAUACACCCAGAAGGACCGCUGAAGAGAGCGUCUUUAUCGCCGCUGGAGAACUCUUCACUCCCGGCUCGGAGCACGGCGGAGCCUGACUGUAUCGGUUAUCCAUCAAACGGCGGAGUGUCAGCACGAGUGCUUGAAUCGAGCAGUUUUUUUUUAACACAAAGAUACGUAACGUGGAUCACCGGGCCGGGGUCUGCCACUGCUUUUGCCGCCGGAGUCCACCCAGGAGGGGAGAAGCGGAGCGAGAAGGCGGGCUAAAGUCGAUCCAGCUAGCAGCUAGCCGUGGUGAAUCGAGGUCGACAUGCCGCGGAGCAAAAGAGGGAAACGUGGCUCCGGUAAACCGGGCUCUCUUCGACAAGAGGUUCUUCAGCUGCAGCUGUCAGCCAAAACACCACUUAAAGGUAAUAAAAAUGGGCUGAAGGGAGAAUCCGCCGCCAGCGACGACGAGCUGAUGUCUGAUGUUCUCAGCCACUACAGCAGCGCCAGCGAGAGCACCACGGUGCUGGAGGACGGCUCAGGUGAGCAGGUGGAUGAGCAGACUGCCCAGGAAGAAACAGAAGACAAGCUCAAACAGUGUAUAGACAACCUAAUGGACAAGAGUGCCAAGACUCGUCUGGCCGCUCUGGAGUCACUACGACUGGCCUUCUCCUCCAGAGUGCUGUACGACUUCCUGACAGAGAGACGCCUCACUGUCAGCGACUGCUUGGAAAGAAGCCUGAAAAAAGGCAGCAGCGAGGAGCAGGCGGCGGCAGCCACAGUCUUCGCUCUGCUCUGCAUCCAGCUCGGUGGCGGAGACGAGGCAGAGGAGGGUUUUAAGAUGCUUCGUCCCAUCCUCACUGCCAUCCUGAUGGACAACACUGCCGGCAUCGCAGCUCGCCAGAGUUGUGCGAGGGCGUUGGGGAUGUGCUGCUACGUCUCCGCUGCUGAAGAUGGAGAAGAUCUGAUCAAGUCUCUGGCCCUUCUGGAGAGUGUGUUCAUGUCCUCCUACCCCAACAGAGAGGGAACGCUGCCCACUCCUAAACCCGGGAGCUCCGGUCUGCACAGCGCCGCCCUGCAGGCCUGGUCACUGCUGGUCACCCUCUGUCCGGCCUCUAAACUCACACUGCUGCUCAGUUUUCACCUUCCUAAACUGCAGGCAUGUCUCGAGAGCAGCGACGUCAACUACAGGAUAGCGGUGGGAGAGACCAUCGCCCUGCUGGUGGAGCUCGGACGAGACAUAGACGAGGACUUUGAGGUGGACGACAGUGACGGUCUCUGUGAAUGUCUGAAGAGUUUAGCCACCGAUGGCAACAAACACCGAGCCAAGAACGACAGGAGGAAACAGCGCUCCAUCUUCAGAGAGGUGUUGCACUAUAUAGAGAACGAGGACUUCACAGAGGAGAAGAUCCGGUUUGGGGUGGAAGGCGUUUACAUCGACAGCUGGAUGAGGAGACGAAUCUACGACGCCUUCAAAGAAAUCCUCGAAUCCGGGGUCCGACAUCAUCUCCAGUUUAAUCCUCUACUGAGGGACAUCUUUGGCCUCGGCGCUCCUCUCAUCCUCGACGCGACUAUCAAAGCCAACAAGAUCUCACGGUUUGAGAAGCAUCUUUUCAACUCUGCUGCCUUCAAAGCCAGAACCAAGCAGAGGAAUAAAGUUAGGGACAAACGCGCAGACGUGAUGUGAGAGUGAGGAGGAUGGAACCAACACGGGAAGAGAGGAAUCCAACACAACAUGAUGCCUUCAACGCUUUGCCUAUUGGACUCAAAGAUCCAGCCAACAUGGUUCCCCCCCCCCUGACACUUGUGCUGUUUACAGAGAGACGACCCACAGGGAUGUGGAGCAGCAUUGGUGUGGUUUUCCUUUCAGAGAUGCAUGCGACGUGAGCAGAGGUUUAGAUAUGACGGUAUUUACUCGGUCGCUACAUUUUUACUGGGGUCACCUCAGAAAGUCAUUGCAUGGCAGUGUAGAAGGUGGAGAGCCGUUUCAUCCAGGUAUAAAGGGACACGUUUAAAUGUUUGCUCAGUUUCGGGGUUGAUUCUCCGCAGCGUCUCUCAGCCGUGGGAAGUGGAUCAGUGCAGAGGGAGCAGGUGUUACCUUCUGUCUAGCUACUAUUAGCUUCUCACUAACAAUUCACACAAAAUAAACUGCAACAGAUGAAGGUUCACUCUGUUUCUGUAACUUCAUUGGCAUUUUCUGUGCUAAAAAGCAUGUCGUCUUUAGGUAUCAGAUCCUACUGGUUUUACUAACUUAAGUACACUGAAAGUCAAGUAUUACAUUUCACUCAUUUGGAAGUGAAGCUGUACCUUUCACUUUUUUUGGUGCUGCUGGGUAUUUUUGAUGCUCGGCUCCAGCUGCUGCUGUCACUGGACAGGUCUUGGUAGGUAUUUUAAUUCAAAUUCCUGAAGUUAUUCCUCAGACGGAGCGGGGCUCAGCUCCUGUCUGUAGCGUUGUUUCUGUCAUAAGUCUCUUCCACCGAUUCCUUCCUCCCUCCCAGUCAUCCUCUCUCUCUUCAGCUGCCAAACCACAGACUGACUCAACCAAUGCAACCUAAAAGAAAACGUGUGUGCUGUUUGUGUGAGAGCGUGUUUUAUUUUAAUAUUAAUUUAACCAUGAAAUGAAACACUUCAUCAUAUAAGCAAGAUGCCUAAUUGAAAACAGUGAAAUCAAAGACUGUCAUCUCUCUAUAUUCAUUGUGUUUGAGAAAACUUUUAAUUUUAACUAAUUCUGAUGAAUGUUUAUAUUUUACAUUCUAAUUUAUUAAAGGAGCAGUAGUGUGGGGGGUUUUAAGGAGCUAACUGUUUACAGUUUUUGGAAUACCUAAAUAAGUUUUUUUUUUCCCAACUUGUAAUUUUGAUGGGGUUGGUGGGUCAUAUAAUCUAUACAUGUGUAUUGCAGAUAUCCUGAACAUAGGAAUGUAUGAAAUUAUGUAUAUUUGAAAUGUUGAAUGCGUUUCAAUGAUUGAUUUUUCUCACUGGUGAGUGGUGAAUGCGUGCAGACGCUGACCAGUCAUGCUUGGCGGUGCUGCUUUUAGUUGUAGUCACAUCUACAACUUGAAUUCAUUGGACUCAAGAGUUCAGCCACUGAGGUCCAACUUUUAGUGUUUCCACUCACAUGUCACAAAACAUAUAUGAAGCUGGUAGAGAUUCUGCUGAGCCAUGCCCAGUGGAUUUGAUCUUCCUGUGAUCUUCUGGCCUCAUCAAGCUGUCUCGUCAGCACUUCUGAUGUUAGGCAACAUGGAGAAGAUGGUUUCAAUAAAGAAAAAGCAUUUCAA
Salarias fasciatus (jewelled blenny) is the source of this 3367-nucleotide messenger RNA. RefSeq names its product interferon-related developmental regulator 2 (gene ifrd2). NCBI's taxonomy places the organism in Eukaryota, Metazoa, Chordata, Actinopteri, Blenniiformes, Blenniidae. The transcript is spliced from 13 exons. Bases 418 to 1779 code for a protein of 453 amino acids. The record is from RefSeq and is a predicted model, not a curated record.